Molecule: messenger RNA, 648 nt
Organism: Diaporthe amygdali
Lineage: Eukaryota; Fungi; Ascomycota; Sordariomycetes; Diaporthales; Diaporthaceae
Exons: 1
Coding region: 1-648 (215 amino acids)
Cellular component (GO): cytosol
Molecular function (GO): oxidoreductase activity; FMN binding
Source: RefSeq, a predicted model, not a curated record
AUGUCUGUCGCGGCCAAAAGUGUGGCCCUCGUCGUCACCUCGACUCGCGGAAUCCGUAUAGGGCCCUCUGUCGCAUCCCUCCUCUCAACAGUCCUUGAGCCCUCAGCCAAAGCGGCAAAUAUCAACCUCAAAACCGUCGAUCUCAAGUCCUUCAACCUACCCGUUUUCAGCGAGUCCCUGCCUCCCAUGAUGAUCAAGCCCGGCGGGCCCCAAUUCGAGCAAGAAACCUCCAAGGCUUGGGCUGACGAGAUGUCCUCUCACGACGGCUACAUCUUCAUUUUGAACGAGUACAAUUACGGCAUGUCUGGCGCCACCAAGAACGCAAUCGAUUAUCUCCUUAACGGUUUCACCGGCAAGCCCGUCGCGCUUGUCAGCUACGGCGUGAAGGGAGGCAACUUGGCCAAUGAACAGGUCAAGGGCGUCCUGACCGCCAUGGGCUUGACUGUCAUUGAGCCGCGGCCGCUGCUGGGUUUCUUUGGGGGCCGCGGCCCGGAGGGCAUGCUUGCCGUUACGGAGGGUAAGAUUGGGGACGAGACAAGGAAGGAUUGGAGCGAGGGCCACCGGGCAGAGAUACUCGAGGCGUUUGAGAAGUUGGGUGAGCAGCUGCGGGCGCCCAAGGCAGAGGACGACCAGCUGCCUCCGAAUUAG